Tupaia belangeri chinensis (Chinese tree shrew) is the source of this 3335-nucleotide messenger RNA. RefSeq names its product protein geranylgeranyltransferase type I subunit beta (gene PGGT1B). The transcript has 9 exons. The coding region runs from base 1038 to 2105 and encodes 355 amino acids. The record is from RefSeq and is a predicted model, not a curated record. Gene Ontology annotation, cellular component: CAAX-protein geranylgeranyltransferase complex. Gene Ontology annotation, molecular function: CAAX-protein geranylgeranyltransferase activity. Gene Ontology annotation, biological process: protein geranylgeranylation. NCBI's taxonomy places the organism in Eukaryota, Metazoa, Chordata, Mammalia, Scandentia, Tupaiidae.
UUUCACUGCUUUUAUAUCCUCUAAUUAAAACAGUAUUUGUAAAAUGAAUAGGUAGGAAGUAGUUGCAAUACCAAAAAUUACUCAAGGUGCUUUGUAUUGUUGAAUAAGUAUAAGGACUGUGGCCCACAGGGUACAUAUAAAAAAAAUUAAAAAAAAAAAAACCAGUUUAUAAAAAAGUUAAUUAAAAUCACACCCACAUUUCCUUUGGCUAAGUUGAUUACGAAGACCCUAAUGUAGGCCUGAUCUUUGAGUGAAUCCUUACCUCCUAAGAAUGCCUCCUUUUAAACGAAAUAGUAUGUUGCUGAAACAACUUAAAUCCCUGUUUUUGAAGAAAGUCCUUUAAACAUUUCAUUUUUUCUGAUAUUCAGAUAGUUAGUGAACACAUUUAGUUUUCUGCUGUUGCAAGUUGAUCCAUUUCUGGCAAAAGAGACUCAAAAAGUAAAGCUGUAAGAUAUGUGAAAUAAAAUGAUGCACAGCCUUACACGUAUGGAUAUGUAUAUUAUGUACCUUUUGUAUAUAACACGUAUUUUAAAGAGAGACCUAGCAUUUUGAGAGAAUUAGGUCAGUCUCAACUCUUGUUAGUAAACAUCUAGCUCCACAGUUUUGGUUUGUAGGUUUAGUUUCCCAAUCCAUUUAGCUUAAAACUGGUCACGAACAGAGCCCCUUAGCAAAUUUACACUGACUCAUCACGUUUUCGUACACACUGUGCACAGAUUUUUCAGUGCCAGGAUUUUCUCAAGGCAACCUUGAAACUUUUGACCUUGCCCUUCUUUUCAAAUAUCGGAUGGAGGGAUGUACCGGCUGGGUUUUACAGGUCAGCGCUUCCAAACCUCAGAGACGUAGCGCGCUGCCCGUGAGAAAUCAGACAGACGCCUUCGCCCAAGAUUUCCAGAGCAUACAAUGCAGUUUCAACCGCCAACGCGGUAGCGGCGAGCGUGCGUCCCUCACGCGCUCAGCGCCCCGAGGUCACCCAGGGCUUAGGUCACGUGGUGGAACGAUUGCUUCCGGGUCGCGGUGGACGUCGCUUCCGGAGCAGCAUGGCGGCCGCCGAGGACGCGAGGCUAGCGGGGAGCGGCGAAGGAGAGCGGCUGGAUUUCCUGAGAGAUCGGCACGUGCGGUUCUUUCAGCGCUGCCUCCAGGUCUUGCCGGAACGCUAUUCUUCCCUGGAGACGAGCAGGUUGACAAUUGCAUUUUUUGCACUCUCUGGGCUGGAUAUGUUGGAUUCCUUAGAUGUGGUGAAGAAAGAUGAUAUAAUAGAGUGGAUUUACUCCCUGCAAGUUCUUCCCACAGAAGACAGUGAGAUCAAAUCUAAAUCGCUGUGGUUUCCGGGGUUCAUCAUAUCUGGGUAUUCCAUUCAAUCCAUCAAAGUUAUUCUUGGAGACGACCUAAGCAGAGUAAAUAAAGAAGCUUGCUUGGCCGGCUUGAGAGCUCUUCAGCUGGAAGAUGGGAGUUUUUGUGCGGUACCUGAAGGCAGUGAAAACGACAUGCGAUUUGUGUACUGUGCUUCCUGUAUUUGCUAUAUGCUCAACAACUGGUCAGGCAUGGAUAUGAAAAAAGCCAUCAGCUAUAUUAGAAGAAGUAUGUCCUAUGACAAUGGGCUGGCACAGGGAGCUGGACUUGAAUCUCAUGGAGGAUCUACUUUUUGUGGCAUCGCAUCACUGUGUCUAAUGGGUAAACUAGAAGAAGUUUUUUCAGAAAAAGAAUUGAAUAGAAUAAAGAGGUGGUGUAUAAUGAGGCAACAAAAUGGUUAUCAUGGAAGACCUAAUAAGCCUGUAGACACCUGUUACUCUUUUUGGGUGGGAGCCACUCUAAAGCUUCUGAAAAUUUUCCAAUAUACUAAUUUUGAGAAAAAUAGAAAUUACAUCUUAUCAACUCAAGAUCGCCUUGUAGGGGGAUUUGCAAAGUGGCCUGACAGUCAUCCAGAUGCUUUGCAUGCCUACUUUGGUAUCUGUGGCCUGUCACUAAUGGAGGAAAGUGGAAUUUGUAAAGUUCAUCCUGCUCUGAAUGUAAGCACACGGACUUCUGAACGCCUUCGAGAUCUCCAUCAAAGCUGGAAAACCAAGGAUCCCGAACAGUGCUCAGAGAAUGUACAUAUAUCCACAUGACCAACAUUAGAUUAGGAGGGUCAGGGGAUUUGUAGCAUAAUUGUAGCUCAAGGUUAAAAGCCAUGUUAUAGCCAAGUGUGCUCUUUUUUAAAGAGAUAGAGUCUUACAGUCAAUCCCCUACUGUUAUAUGUCACUUUGGUAUAUAAUCUUGAGCCAGUAACUAACAUUUGUACUGGGUUUCAAGAAAAUCUUUGUUGGGGUUUGAACCACAGCUGACUCUAUCGUGGUUCUUAAGUGUUUAUACUGUAUUUCUAAAAAGUUCUAUGAGGCAAAUUGACUGUGUAUGCUGGUUAUCUUUUUAGAAAUCUUAAGUACAAAUUGUAUCUUAUAAAAUGGACACAAAUCUUCAAAACAAGUUUACACUUCAUAGCAUUGAUAAUCUUCAGGAGAACCUUUAGUGAUCAUUUUAAAAGCUUGACUGCUGGUAGAAAAUUUGCUUUAAUGAAUUAAGUAUCUAGGAUUGUCCUUUACAAACAGAUGAUCUCAUAAUUUUUUUAAAGAAUGAUUUAUUUUGUCUUAUUCUUAAGUGUGCCAAUUAAACCCAUGUGGCCUAUAUAAAUGAACUAAAUAACUUCAUAGUGAAAAUAACAUGCUUACCUAAUAAGAUAGUUUUUUAAAGAGAGAUUGUUUAUAGACUAUUAUGUAACUGAGGGAAAAGUAAUUUCACUGUACAUGCUUGUGAAUAAGAAAGCUGUACUGUGGGGUCAUUCAUUUAGCUCUUGCUGGGGGGAAAUCCCAGUUAUGUUUGAUUUUAAUCUCAAAUCAUUUAGUUGCCUUUUUUCUUUCUUUUUUUGCUCUUUCUAAGAAGAAAACAAUCUUUUUUAUCUAGAAGAAAAGAUGUUUAGUGUUCUUGUUUAUUUUUGAGAUAUAUGAUAUUACAAAUUGUACUUUUAUAACAGUUAUUUUUAGUCACUUGGAUUUUCUCUUUUUUUUAAUUGUGUUGUCCCCUCUAUGAGUGUUAGCUACUCUAGUUUCACACUAGUAAUUUUCUUAUUUUUUAAGUAAAAAUCUAAAUACAACAUUAAAACACAAGUUAAGUCAGUGAUACAGCUCCUUACAUUGUCAUUUAUAUUUUUAUAUUUUUAGGUAAGUGGGAGGGAAAUACAGCCAUUUAGAAGAUAAAAACUAGUGUUUGUUUUUGCUCAUUGUUUUAUUUUUUUCUUAGUUUUAUUAACUAGCUAAUUGUAAAGAAGAUAAUGUUUAUCAAUAAAUCACAUUAAUAACAGUUUA